CAUUCCAUGUGCCAGACAACACAAUGACAGACAGAAGGGUGACAGGUGACAAUUAAAGACAUCAACUUUUCUUUGGUCAUUGCAUCAACGAAAAUAAAUUUUAGUUUAUUUAUAUUAUUAAGUAGGUAUUUAUUUAAGAGAGUAAAGUAAUAUACAUUUUUAUUUUCAAAUUAGAAAAAGAUACAGCUGAUAUAUUAAGGAUACGAAACCAUUUACUCUUAAAAUUUACCCUUAAGAUUGAAGAAGUAAGCUAAGUACCUUUUCUCAUGCACAAUUUUACGACUUACAAUCAUAGAUGUAUUAAAAUAGCUCAUAAUAGAGAGCUAUCGGUAAGUAACCUUACCUAGCAUAUAAAUCAUCAUUUUUAUUCGCCAACAAGGGAGCCAUAACAAAAGAAAAGAAGAAUUAUCCCAAAUGGAUAGUGUUAAAGAAAUGUCUCCCAAUUUGGUGUGCCGCCUGUGUCUGGCAGUGGAGGUGCGGUUGUUGUCCAUCACGGGCUCGCUGCAGGAGGUCUACGAGAAGCUUACGGAUACUGUGCUGCAUUCGCUGGACGCGCGGCCGCUGGUGGCCUGCUACCUCUGCCACGCUCAGCUCCGCAAAUGUCGCAGGCUGAUGCUGGGCUCGGCCAGGGCGGAGGCUCUGCUCACUGACAUGUUGCAGACCAGUUCCAAGAUAUCUCCGGAGAUGGUGUCGUCAAUAGACCGGUUUGCCAACGGUCUCUGCUCGCUGGCCGCCACCGGACCAAAGUGCUUGGAGACGAUUCCUCCAGAAAUAACCUCGGCAUUCAAACGGGAACUGAAUGCAGAUGAUAUCAAAUCAGAUGUUGAAGAUAGUGUGUCGGAUGAUGAGACAGCGAUAAUUUUCAAGGGCAGGAAUCUGAAGGAAGCAGAGGCUAUAGCACAAACUGGGCUCAAAACCGUGUCAUUGUUGUUACACAACAACGUGUUGACCUUGGACGCAGGUCCUCAGCCGGCAGCCGAAUACGAGGUCCCGCUCAGUGUGUCGCACCUGUGUGACGCAGUGAUGGACACAGCGCAGCGGCGGCGGCGAGGGGAAGGUGCUUCCUCAGCCCAAACGUCGGGAGCUGACAAACCGGAACAAGCUAAAGGAAGAACACCCGACAAAACACAGCGGAAGACUAGAGAAUCAACCACUCGGGCUGCAGGGGGACUCCACCAAUGUGAUGUGUGUCAACAACAGUUUAAAUAUGCUUGUCUUAUGAAGAGACACUAUAGAAUCCACACUGGCGAGAAACCUUUUCAAUGUAAAGUGUGUCACAGGGCGUUUAGUGAGAAAAGCCAUUUAUCAGAUCACAUGAGAACUCACACUGGUGAGAAACCUUUUCAGUGUGACGUGUGCCAAUACUGGUUUAGACAUAAAUCUGCUUUAUUGAGCCACAGAAGAACUCAUACUGGCGAGAAGCCUUUUAUAUGUGAAGUGUGUCAUAGAGCUUUUAGGGACGAUGAGGAUUUAAAAUACCACAAAAGAGUUCACAUCGGUGAGAAACCUUUCCAAUGUGAAGUGUGUCAGUACAGAACUAGUAGGAAAUCUGAUUUGUUAAAACAUGUAAGAGUUCACACCAGUGAGAAACCUUUUCAGUGUGACGUGUGUCAAUACAGGUGUAGUCAGGAAUCUGCACUAUUAAAUCAUAUGAGAAGUCAUACCGGUGAGAAACGUUUCCAAUGUAAAUUGUGUCCCAGACAGUUUAAGCACAAUUGUGAAUUAUUGAAACACACAAAAAUUCAUAUUUUUGGGAAACCUUUUCAAUGUCAUCUGUGUGAAAAGGCAUUUAAUGAGAAAAGCCAUUUAUCAACUCACAUGAGAAUUCACACUGGUGAGAAACCUUUCCAGUGCGACGUGUGCGCGAAACAGUUUAAAUAUAGGAACAGUUUACUGCCACAUAUGAGAACUCACGCCGAGGAGAGACCUUUCGAAUGUGACGUUUGUAAUAUGGCUUUUAAAGAAAAAAGUAAUUUGACGAGCCACAAAAGAAUCCACACCGGUGAGAAACCUUUUCAAUGUGAAAUAUGUCAAAGUGUGUUUAGUUUAAGAAGCUCUUUAGUAGAUCACAUAGGCAUACACACUGGCGAGAAACCUUAUCAAUGUGACGUCUGUCAAAUGGCGUUUCGUCGAAAAUACCGUUUGUUAUUACACAAACGAACUCACACUGGUGAGAAACCUUUUCAAUGUGAUAUCUGUCAAAACACAUUCACUCGUAAACAGUCUCUGGCGAUACACAUCAGAACUCACACCGGCGAGUUGCCGUUCCAAUGUGAUGUUUGCCACAAGGCUUUUAAUCGAAAAUAUUCCUUAUCAAUACAUAGAAGAACACACGUUAGUGAUACAACGUUUUGAUGUAAAUAAGUAAAAUGUUGGGUCCACAAUCUCAGCUGUUCGUGGUAUAUGACACCAGUGAGGCCGGUGAAUAAAUGAAAUCUUUAUUUUACUUAACUCUAGCUUAUAUACUAUUAAUAUAUAUAAUAUACGCGUCUCACUCGGACGUGUUGCGCUGACACAACGUCACAUGACAAUAAGACUGACAGAGAUUAUUUCCUCUAACACAUCACAUCCAGGUUCGCAAGAAUCCUAUCCUGGCAUAUUAUAAAAAUAAGUCGCUAUCGCGUUUGUUUUUCUGUCUGUAUGAACGCGAUAAACUCGAAAAUUACCGGACCGGAAUUUAAGGUUAAGUGUAUAAUUUAUUAUGGUUUUAUCGGACGACCUCGAUGGCGCAGUGGUAAGGUUCUUGCCACUGAACCGAGAGGUCCUGGGUUCGAUCCCCGGUCGGGUCAUGAUGGAAAAUGAUCUUUUUCUGAUUGGCCCGUGUCUUGGAUGUUUAUCUGUAUAUGUAUUUGUUAUAAAAUAUUUGAGUUAGUAUCCCAUAACACAAGUCUCGAACUUACUUUGGGGCUAGCUCAAUCUGUAUGAUUUGUCCUAAUAUAUUUAUUUAUUAUUAUUAUUUAUCCGAGCGAAGCCGGGUAGAAAGCCGCUAGUAAUAUAUGCGAAAGUAAAUUUGUUUGUUACCUCUUUAUCUGCUCAUCUUGAAAUGCUGCAUACAUAUAGUUACAAACGGACUGCUCCCGUCAGUAAAAGCUAAUAAUAAAAAAAUAAGAAUUAUAUGUUUAUUCUAUUGUAACUAUAAUGAAUUUUAUUGUAAGUUAUGUGGCCUUAUAUAUUCCGCCAGACGUAUGGCACACAAAAAUUAUAAACAUCUAAUUGAAUAAUUUGUUGUAUGGAAUACCUCAUAUAUAGGAUAGCAAUGGUUGACAUAGUGUGAGCCAUAUAUAUGUCUACAUGACUACAUAGUGUGAGACAUAUAUAUGUCUACAUGACUACAUAGUGUGAGCCAUAUAUAUGUCUACAUGACUACAUAGUGUGAGCCAUAUAUAUGUCUACAUGACUACAUAGUGUGAGACAUAAGAAACGUGUGUCAAUAAACUUAUUUUUAAUUAUUUUUAUUGUUACUGUUAGAUAAUGCAUUUAACAUUAUUGUACUUUUACACAUUGUAUUUUGUGCAAUAAAUAAGUCAAAUAUGUAUAAGUUUUACGUUAAUGUGGUAAUUCAGUUGGAGCUUGUAAAUGUGCGGUUGCAUAUUAACUAAUUCUGCGAAUGGCAAGACCGCGAUUCAGUCAUUUCAACCACAGUCGCCAUCUGUCCGCAGUAUUGCGAACUAUCACACACAGGCAAAUACAAGUAUUCCUGUUUACAGAUGUAGCUAGUUGUUUUUGUCAUUACUAUUAUUAUCUUGUUGGAAUGCCGUCUGACCGAUGUGUACUCCCAUACUGUGUACCACUUUAUCAAACAAAUAAUUAUAUUUUCCGUUUAUAAAUAAACUAUUUGUGCCUAC
Plodia interpunctella (Indianmeal moth) is the source of this 3845-nucleotide messenger RNA. RefSeq names its product zinc finger protein OZF-like. NCBI's taxonomy places the organism in Eukaryota, Metazoa, Arthropoda, Insecta, Lepidoptera, Pyralidae. Gene Ontology annotation, biological process: regulation of transcription by RNA polymerase II. The transcript is spliced from 7 exons. Bases 415 to 2355 code for a protein of 646 amino acids. The record is from RefSeq and is a predicted model, not a curated record. Gene Ontology annotation, molecular function: RNA polymerase II cis-regulatory region sequence-specific DNA binding; DNA-binding transcription factor activity; zinc ion binding. Gene Ontology annotation, cellular component: nucleus.